AAAAAUCCCUGAAAUCAUUAUCUAUCUUCUUAGCAAUGUUUGCAACACGUCAUGCUCUUAUCAACUGAGCUACGAAGGAGCACGUCGACGUCACUAGAAUGAUGACAAGCCAUUUUAACGGAUUCUAAAGGGAAUCAGAAUUCCAAACUAAUUUCUAUGGCAACACAGUUGUCAAUUUUGUAAACAAUCAUUUUCGAACGUGUGUUGCCAAGAGACAGCUAACCGACGUUCUAUGGAACGUUUUCGGUGCGAAAACAACAACUUUGCUGCUGACAACAAACUUGUUUGAUUUUUGAGACCUGAGAACAAUCGACUGGAAAAUGCCUGGGUGCUUUUCAAGACUGGCGGAGAGAGUGCGUGGACGUCGGCGGCCUACUGCGUCGACAGGUUGUUCAAAUUCAUUUGUGGCUUGUUUUUCUUGUCUUUUUCUGUUUUGCAGGGUUCGUGAUCGUCGACAGGUGGACAUCGACUUCGAAGAGGAAACAACUGUCCUGGAUGAGGUCCAGUUGGAUGUGCCAUUGGAUGAUGUGCUAGAUGUUCCACAGCUGCUAGUCCUCCUUGAUGUCCAGAAUGCUGCUAUCAUCCUUGAGGAUGUGCCAGAUGUGCAGACUAUCCUUGAGGAGGCCACUGGCAUUUGGCAGUUGAUUCUGAUUAGGUUCAGCCCCCAGUACUGUGGGCCUGUUGUGAUCAGGAACAAUGCCGGUCCGGUGGUUAAAGCUUGGAGAACUUUCCAGUUCAUCAGCCCCAUCAUCACCUACAUGCGUGGGGGAUCCCAGCAGGUGGUGGUGAGGAUGCACCACGUGAGUAGGGUGAGAGGCCUGGAGACUCAACUGGUGUGGGCCAUCUCCAAGGAGACAGCCAGGCUUAGUCCAGAGGGCAUCCCCUACUGUGCCACCAAAGUGCAGUCCAUCACUUGGAUCCAGCGUGUGGCUGGCAGGGUGACCCACUAUGCGUCUCACCUCCGCCACGAGACGUCUGUGGACGUGACGCUUGGCUGCUACCAGCAGACUGAUGUCUCAGUGGUGUACGCCACUCUCCACAUGGGGCUGGACGGGCUUCUAUCCUCUUCAGCGUGGUCGGAGGCUGCCUCCUUCUCUACUCCCACCACUCAGCAGUUCACUGACCCAGAGCCUGAGGGCCACAACUGCUAUGAGGGCUGGGAGGAGGACCUGCUGCCUGAGGAGAGGGAGGUUCCUCUGCUAAACCUCUACCUUACCACCAAGAGAGUGGAGGACAUCGCCCUGAGGCUCGUCUCCUUGCGCCAGGCCUUCACUACCCUGCUUGGUUCCACCCUGAGCAGGAACCAUCUGUUUGUGGCGGGAAAGGUCCUCCUGGGCGGCCUUGUUCAGGCCAACCACAUGGACGAGGCCAAAUUCAUCAGUACCUAUAAUGACUUUGUGGACUACCUGAGUGACCCCUCCAAGCGGAAUGACAUUGAGAGGGAGCUGGCUGAGGCAAAGAUACAUCAUGUGAACAUGAUAGAUGUCCUCUUUGAGCUGGUGCUGUUUGGGAUGAUGACAGCUCAGAGGUCCCUGAUGGUGCACCCUGGUGGGUUCGUGGAGCGUCUGUAUGCUCUCCUGUACUCCUUCCUGCCCACUGCUGCCAACAUGGAGCCAGAGGCUGAUAGAAUCCUACUGCUGCUCAAUGGCGGACUGAUGGCUCUGCUAGAUGACAUGUUUGGCCAGCAGCUGGCCUGGUAUUUUAACUCCGAGUCUCUGGUCACUGAGCUCUCCAGCCUCCUGGAGUACCACUUGGAGAACCUCAUGGCCAGCAUGUAGUCCUACUGCAGGGA
Messenger RNA from Oncorhynchus kisutch (coho salmon), 1792 nucleotides. RefSeq lists its product as uncharacterized. The transcript has 14 exons. Bases 321 to 1778 code for a protein of 485 amino acids. Gene Ontology annotation, biological process: mitochondrial fusion. NCBI's taxonomy places the organism in Eukaryota, Metazoa, Chordata, Actinopteri, Salmoniformes, Salmonidae. The record is from RefSeq and is a predicted model, not a curated record.